AUGGGCCUCCCCAAGCUCCGCAUGCUGCUGGGCCUGCUGGCGCUGGUCAUGAUGGCGGCCACGACGACCGCGGCCAUGACCAUUGACGCCUCCUCGGCUUCGGCUUCUGCCUCGGCCUCCACCUCGGCCUCCGCCUCGGCCUCCGCCUCGGCCUCCACCUCGGCCUCCGCCUCGGCCUCCACCUCGAUGCCGGAUGACUCGACCCCCGGGUCGGACCUCCCUCCCCCGGAGGAGGGCUCCAGCAGCUCGGACUCCGGUUCUCUCCCCCCCCCGCCGGAUGAGGUGAACUGCCGGUUCCAGACCUUCGACCCCCGGUCCAACCGCUUCAUUCACUUCCCCCACCUGGGCAAGAUCCGCCCGACCAACGAGACGUCCGACUUCAUCGCUGUCGACCUGUCGAAUGAUGACUACAUUGCCUACUUCCGCAUUUGCGAGCCGGUGGUCCUCCCCUGCGCUUCCAAGCCCGAUGCCGCCACCGAGAACACCGACGCCCCGGCCUCCAUCGAGGCCAACACCGCCUCCUUCUGCGAGUACCGCACCUCCACCGCCUCUUCCACCCCCAUCGGCCGCCUGUCGUCCAUGGAAAUCCACGGCUACCCGAGCGCCGACAAGACCCGCGGCGUGCUGGUCUCCUACCGCGGCGGUGACAGCUGCUUCGACCCGGACCUCAACAUCAUGACCACCUACCAGGUUUUGAUCACCAUCGAGUGUGACCCCCAGCUGGAUGUCCCCCUCACGCACCUGACUGCCUCCAACCACCUGAACCGCAGCCGGCCCUGCAGCUACACCCUGUCGGCCCGGUCGCCGUAUGCCUGCCCGGAGUCCUCUUCCGAGGAGGAGCCCCUCUGCGAGGCCCAGACCGAUUGCGCCUCCUGCGCCAAGCUCCCCAACUGCGGCUGGUGCUCGACCACUCGUCGGUGCAACUUCGGCUCCUCGCUCGGGCCGCUGGAUUACACGUGCAAUGGCACUCGCAGCUGGAUCUUCGGCUCGAAUGACAAGUGCGUCGACUGCUCUGCCAUCACCAGCUGCUCGUCUUGCAGCUCCUCCCCGGAUUGCAUCUACUGCUCCAAGACCGGGUGCAUCCCCCUCUCGGAGAAGGGCAACUGCAGCAACAUCCUGUCGUGCUCCUGCGACCAGCCCUGCAACCGCGGCUACUACUGCCCCCCGGAGGGUGGCAAGUGCCACAAGGUCCCCAGCACCGCCGGCCUCUUCAUCGGCGGCAUGAUCUUCUCUCUGGUCCUCGUGGUGGCCGGCUUCUUUGGUCUGUCCUAUGCUCGCAAGCGCGGCAUGACCAUGGGCUCGGUCCUCGGUGAGGAGGGCUCCGCCGGUUCCCCGGGCGAGGGGUCCUCCAUCGGCUCUGACACCCACCGCUACGACAAGCUCUAA
Molecule: messenger RNA, 1386 nt
Organism: Fonticula alba
Lineage: Eukaryota; Rotosphaerida; Fonticulaceae
Exons: 1
Coding region: 1-1386 (461 amino acids)
Source: RefSeq, a predicted model, not a curated record